Molecule: messenger RNA, 2532 nt
Organism: Truncatella angustata
Lineage: Eukaryota; Fungi; Ascomycota; Sordariomycetes; Amphisphaeriales; Sporocadaceae
Exons: 3
Coding region: 1-2532 (843 amino acids)
Molecular function (GO): DNA-binding transcription factor activity
Source: RefSeq, a predicted model, not a curated record
AUGGACCCUCCAGCGGCUAAGAAAAGGCGCCUCGCACCCAAGGAGCCUCCCCAGCCUCAGCCUGCCUUCCCUCCUCAUGAAUCAGUGCAGGAGGCGGUACCGACCGCCCCACCGCCUCCAGAGAGACAUGAGUUCGAGUCGUUCGCGAGGCAUCUGCAAGAUGCCGCCAUGCUAAUAUAUCGACAAUCCCAAAUAUCGCCAUACUCGAACGCUUCCGUCCUGAUACUCCGCUGGGAGGAAGAAAACGACGACAAAGAAGAUGCCGCUGCUGACCAGGACCUGGUGGCAUUCGAACAAGUCCUCCGAGAGAGGUAUAAUUACCCUACUGAGAGAUGGGACAUACCGACCGUGCCGAAUGCGAGCGUAAAACUGGGCGUCAAGCUACAAUCCUUCUUAGAGAGGCAGGCGCCAAACCAUCUCCUCAUCGUAUACUAUACUGGCUAUGCUUACGCUGGCGUGGAUAGCCAGCUCGUCUGGGCAAGCAAUUCGACAGAACAUGCUGCCAAAUUAAAAUGGAGCGGCCUGCGCUGUCUGUUUGACGAGUCGCCGUCAGAUAUGCUUUUGCUGCUGGAUAGUUGCGCAAUGAGAGAUGUACCAGCCCCAGGCAACGGCGCGAGCUUGAAGCAAAUCAUUGCCGCAACUGGACCUGAGAAGUCUGCUCAAGAGUUUCAGGGCCAAUCCUUCACAUCUUCACUCGCAGAUGCAUUUUUAAGGUUAAGCACAGGGCGGCCUUUUACAGCCGAACACUUAUGGCAUGAGGUUGCAUAUCAGCGCCAGCAGGAGCUGCUACAGAACUCUGGACUCACGAACGGUGCAUCGAAGGGAGUAUCGCUAGCUGAAAAGCUACCGAUAAUACAUACUCUAAGUCGUGGGAAAACUCAGAAUCUAAGUCUUGCCCCGUUGGUGUCUCGAUCAGAUUCUCCUGUACACGCCGAUGGUGAUGCACACCUGGCUGGGGCCUCCCAACAAGAACACGCCAUACAUCCAAAUACUGUUGCCGGUCUUACUUUCGACGAACCAAGAGUGCUGGUGUGCACCACAUUUGUUGGUGAAGCGAGCCCGGACAUGUCUUCCUUCAACCAAUGGCUUCACAAUAGCCCUGGUGUGCCUAAUAAAAUCGUCGUUGAGGGCAUGUUUCUCGGACCACCUACGAUGCUACUGAUUUCCAUGCCCGUGGCCGUCUGGAACGUCGUGCAGCACGACAAGGUCUGUUGCUUCCUGGGUUACAUAACCUCAAAGAACCUGACGCAUCUUUACAAGCAUCUCGUCGGAUCUGCUUCACCAGUAAAGGUGUCCCCAGAGGAUGGCCGCAUACUUCUGGAAGCACGCGAGGCUGCGUCAACGACUCCCAUCAUUCAUCGACAGGAGUACCACCAUACAGAUCAGAGUUACGUCCCAAGGCUUCCCGAGACUCCAAUACGGCUCGAUCUAGCGAGCCGAGGGGAUCCCAUGAGUCUCAGUCAGCCUUCGAUAUCCGGUGUCAAUCGUUUCCCGAAUUCUACGCCUACUAUUAACGUGGCAAAACUUGACGAUGGGGAAGACACUGCAGAAAUGCAGGAGGCAGCUGAGCAACUCAAAGCGCUAAGUCACGUUCGACACCGGAGCAUUUCUGAUGCUGCGCGCGCCCAUGCGUCGCUCAUGGAGCUGACACCGGAAGUCAAGCACGACGAAGGCGCCUCGCAUGAGGCUGAGGGAUCUGGUUUGGACGAGCAGCAAAAUACGCCAUCUGCCAAACCAAAACCACGUCGAUCCCUGGCCAAGGUCACGCCAAAACAAGAAACGCGAUGCGAUCUCUGCAGUCAUGCACCAUUCAAGGACUCGUCAUCACUACGGAAACACAUUGCAGCCGCUCACACACGCCCUUUUCCGUGUGCAUUUGCGUUUGCAGGCUGCACAAGUACGUUCGGCUCCAAGAACGAAUGGAAAAGACAUAUUGCAUCACAGCACCUGUGUCUGACCUAUUACCGAUGUUCAAGUUGCCCGCAAAGUACUGUCGAAGGCAAAGGAAAUGAAUUCAAUCGCAAGGACCUGUUUACACAGCAUUUACGACGCAUGCAUGCCCCCUUCGCCAUCAAGAAGUCAAUCACGAAAGGCGACAGCAAAUUACAGGUAGAAUGGGAAACGCAUGUCAAGGAGAUGCAAACGUCAUGCCUCAUCAUACGAAGGCAGCCACCACAACGCUCAGCGUGUCCGAAGUCAGACUGCGCAAGUGUCUUUGAAGGCCCUACUUCUUGGGACGAGUGGACAGAGCAUGUUGGCAGGCAUAUGGAAAAAGGCGAGGCUGCUAGACUCGGCGUCGACCGCCUCCUAGCGAAGUGGGCAUUAGACGCGGGUGUCAUCGAAAGGAAAGAUGAUGGAGAGUAUCGCUUGUGCAACGGGCCAGGACCCGGUGGAGAGAAGGAAUCAAGCAGCAAGCAUAACGGCGCCACUAAUCAUUCGGAUACAAAUUCGCGCGAAUCGGAAGAAAAGAUGGAAGAGAAAAUAACGGUCGCGACAAGUACGACGCCAGAGAAAAUGGAGGUGGACGAGUGA